Pocillopora meandrina is the source of this 3972-nucleotide messenger RNA. Lineage: Eukaryota; Metazoa; Cnidaria; Anthozoa; Scleractinia; Pocilloporidae. The record is from the annotation of a GenBank genome assembly.
AGAGCGUAUAUAACUGCAGUUUAAUUUAGAACCUCCACAGGUUUCGGGCGAAGAAAUCUUUCAUUUCACUGCGAUUUGACCUAAAAGGUUUCAUUAAAAAUAUCAAGCUCUCUUAACUGAUGAUGACGAACAAUGGGCGAAAAAAACGGCGAUGAAUUAGAACUCCGAGCACUAGUAAAUCAGACUGAAAACGAACAGAACAAUUAUGGAAUCAGUAGGAAAAAAAGUGAAGACUCAAGCACAGGUAAGCGUGUCUUUAAACAUGAGUGGUUUAUCAAGACGCCAUCAUUUUACAACGCCUAUGAAUUUGAGAUCAGUAAGAAAGAUAACGAAACUCAAUAAGCAUUCAUGAUUGAUGUUGAAAUCGUUAAGAACACUGUUGAGAGGAUUGAAUACCCAUCCCGUUAAAUAAAUCGAUCGAAACAUUGAAUGAAAAGGUUUCAAACCACGCUGUAGACCUCGAAGUAAAAUUAUUGCGUGUUUUCGGACUAAAACUGUUUGAAAAUAACUAAUUUACAAAAUAAUUGGCGUGAUUAUAAUUUAGGAACUAGUUAGCCCGCUCACUAUGUUAUUUCCUUAGAUUUCUUAUCCUGGAAACUCCUCCAGAAAUCUCCUCUGAUUUCAUUUUCUUUAAUAUUUUAUACUAUGGAAAACAAAAAUAAUUUUCAUUGGAAACCAUUGGACAAAAUUCUUUCGAGAGGGUUGGUUUUGGAGAGUACAAAAGACAAUGGUAAAAUUACAUAAACACAAGCUUAUUUUCAUAAAGGUAUUCUCUAUUUAACAGACAAAGGAGAUGAAUUUUACGCAUUUUGGAGAAAAGCGGCCAUUUGUGUUUCGUGUGCGUCUAUCAUUUUGACCACAGGAUUUGGAGGAACAUUUUUCGGUAAGUCAUUUUUUCAAAAUUAAUACAUCAUGCCUUUUAAUUUAAGUCGUUCAAUAUCAUCAAAUUAAUGGUGGAUAACCAGUUAUUGUCUAUAGAGUCGUUAAGUAGUAUUCAAAUCACAAUUUUUAGCUCGUUAAUCAAAAAUCCUUGUUAUUCUUUUCACAGUUUUUUCUCAAAUUGCUGGUAGUCCUGCGGCCUUUGGAUUUUCCGUAAGUGUCUUUUAUUUAAGAUCAUUAUAUAACUUUGCUAGUAACACUUUAUGCUAACACUAUUUUUUUAUUCACGGCUGGUGAAAUUAAUUCAAACAGGUGAAUAAAGCUUUGUUCUUGCGCUUUUUGACAGUCUCCGUUCAGUUUGGACCCAAAAGCAACUAUUGCAAAUUUGUAUAUUGAGGGGGUGUGAAGAAAAACACUCCUGGAGGUCGCUUUAAUUAGCUGUUAGACUUUUCAAACACAGCUGAUGUUUUAAUUAUAACAAAACUUGACGUUUCUGUUCUGCCUACGUAAAUGAAAAGCUCAUUAAGUUUUAGUGUGUAAUUUCAAAAAAGUAACUAAGCCACGUUAAAAUAAGAAAAAAAAUUAAACUGUUCGUGAUCUAUAUUUCAGCAAACGAAACAGCUUUGUAUUUAAACUAAUGUAGGGCAACUCCGAAGCCACAAGGGUUUCACAGUAUAAAAACUUUUGUAUGUAUGUUCAGGGUUACAGGUCGCUAUUUCAAGGAGCAAAGCAUUUGUGUAAAUAAGUCUAUAAUUCUUCAUAAAAUAAGACAUACUGUUCCAAAUCACUAAUAAUUGCAGUGUUUCGAAAAAGAUUGGUGGAUGAAUCAUGCUAAAACGGAGUUUCCGUCAUCUGCUUUACUUAAAUGUGUAGGCUUAAAGAAACUGUAAAGAAUAAAUGCUGUGAGAGUCAUCGAGAAGAAAUAUUCUCUAAAAUCCACUUGGUAAUAAACCAAAUCUUUCAUUAAAGGUUUGACAUUUAGAGUUACAUUUUCAUUCGCAGCACAAGGCUCUAAAGUCUUGCAAAUUUUCUGUUUUUGUUUCUCGGGAACAAAAGGGUUCUCUUUCUCUAUUAAUAUCUUGUUUGUCUACGGCUUGUUCUGCCGUUGGACUUAUUCCCCGUUUUAUGAAAGUAGAUGGACAUUGUUAAAGACUGAAAAUAACUUUAAAGUUAUCGAAAUUUCCUCUCUGAAAAUGUUGAUUCACUUGCAGCUUGCAGCCGUGUUAGACUCUUUCAGUUCAGCAGUAGUUCUUUGGAGAUUUUCCUUCAAUGAAAGCCGGAAGGAUUCAAACUCGUUGGAACGAGAACGAAGGUUCGUAUACAUCGCUUUAGCUUCUUGCAAAACUUCGGGAACCUCCGUUUUUCAUCGGCCACAAGGAUCGACAAUAUUGCGCACGAUAUCCCGCGCUCUGAUUGGCCCCGUGCAAGGCACUCCAAAUAUGUACACCGGAAUCUGGAACCGGCUGCUCAUGAAAUACAGCUGCCAUGCAAGCACUAAAGAUUUUAUUGUCAUAUAAUUAAUUUAAUUGUUUCCCGAACAGGAGACAUUCCCUGAAAUAAAUUUUGCACGGGUCACAAGGCACGUGACUGGAGUUGAAAAAAAUUUUGAAAUCAAUUUUUUUUUUGCAUUUAUUACUUCGUAGGGCAUGUUUAGCGAUAGCCAUAUGUUUUAUCCUCUCAGCAUUUGCCAUAGCAGCAAAAACCAUCUUCACCUUACUGAAGGACAAAAUACCAACCAAGGCAAGAGAAAAAAUUAUAUCAAAACACCCAUCAAAAAUUUUUGAACGCUUUGACUCCUAAGUUCUGUUCGUCAAUUUUCCCAUCGAGCUUCUAAACAUUUCCUUGUGAUUUAGUUAUGAGAAUUUGGUGUUCUAUCAUAGUAACGUCUACCUGAUAAGUUUGAGUAAUCUGGAUAAUGUAUGGAUAUUAUGGGAGAAGAUACAUGUUAAUCACAUUUAAUUUUAGUUAAUUUUAGGAUGUAAAGGGUUAACGUGCCUCCUUAGCAUGGGAAAAAAACUGUUUUCUGAUUCAUAGGAUUUGUUGUAUACAGUUACACUGCAAAAGCCGUUAGCUUUUGAUAAAUGCGUAGAACUCAGUGAAUUUUAUGUCAAUUGCAGGAGUUUUUGAUGGAGAUAUUGUCAGGUAGCAGCUUGGUUUACCUGGUAUUUCUGACGGCUUUCAAAUGUAUAAUAGCAGAAAAACUCGAGAGCCGAGCAAUGAGGAUAGAUGGUAACACAUACAUGAAAUGUUUGGAAUACUCAUUCUAGCGUUUCAAAUUUGAUAAAUUCUCAUUUUUUGGAAUUUCUCGCCUCGUGAAGUAAAAGAUAAUAUUCCGAGAGCGAUACUUUCCACCAAAGCAUGGAUGAUAAAGCGUGUUUUCUUCGUCUCUUUUCAAUUUUGCGAUCAAAUUGCUUUCCAAGAACUUUACUAAGCCACUUGAUCAUCACACAACAUCUUUUGGAGCUCGUGUCACGCAGAAAAUGCAGAAUGGUACUCAACUUUUCGCGCUGUCGACCACAAAUCGAACUUUCGUUUAAGGUUAACGGAUAAGACUUGAAUUUACUCAAAUAUUUCACUUGGAAAGCCGCAAUUGCGAGGGUCCGCUCGAGAAAUUCCUGCUUUGAUGCAUUAAUUACUAAACAUCCUAGAUAAUGUCUUCACUAACCUUAUGUGUUUCUUUUUACCUUUUCAAUUCUCUCUAGCGAUUAAUUCUUUGGCUGGUGCUAUUAUGACCCUCGGUAUGGUGGCUAGUGAUGUCAUCUGUUCAAACAACCCGAAAAUCUGUUACCUGGACUCUGUCACUGCGAUUUUGAUAGCUGUAGCGCUCUUCAGUUAUGGUGUCAUGUAAGUAUAACAACUGUUGCCAUUUCUCCCAGCAUGCAUCACCAUCGCUGAUGCUAAAGGAGGAAAAUCCUGCGCAACGUUUGUCCCAUGGGUAGGGAGGUAGAACAGUGUAUUCACGUUCUCAGGAUGACUUUAAGUGGACCUAAACUAGAUUUUAAUUUUUUUUCACUUCUUUUCUUCUGAUUUAUAUUUCUAAGGACCAUCACAGACCUGAAAACAGGCAAGGAGAAGAAACCACCGCGUGACUGA